ACACCGGGUGAAGCGAUUAAGUCCUUUGGGAUAGCUUUCUGGGAGCACGCGGGAUUCUGCGGAAGAGGUGUAAAUGGUGACAUUGCACAAUUAUUUGCAGAGCUUGAAGCUUAUCGGAUUGCGGCCUGGUACCAAGACACUGUGGGCCGCGGGAUGAAAUCCCUUGCUGUCCUCUAUGGGGUGGCGCUCUGUGGUCUUCUAGACAAUCUGCUCAGCCAGUACAAGCGUGAAAGCAAGUGGCUGCAAAUGGCUCAGAGACACAACCGCGUGCAAAAGUGGCGUAAGAAGACAGUAGGAACCGAGAAGCCUCAUGUUUUCUCUCCGAAAGCAGUGGAACGAUCGAUUUAUUUGGCCCACGGCCUGUACCUCAUCAACGCGGCCUUCGAGAAACCAUGGUUCUGCGAAGACAGUCGAUGCCCUCGCGUCAACGGGCGUCACACCGAGGUCAAACAGGAUUGUGGCCUUGUGCGUUACAUAUUCUACUGUGGUCUC
Messenger RNA from Cladophialophora psammophila CBS 110553, 492 nucleotides. RefSeq lists its product as uncharacterized. The transcript has a single exon. The annotation marks the transcript as partial. The record is from RefSeq and is a predicted model, not a curated record. NCBI's taxonomy places the organism in Eukaryota, Fungi, Ascomycota, Eurotiomycetes, Chaetothyriales, Herpotrichiellaceae.